CUCAAAACAAAUGCUCAAAUCAAAGCUCCCCAAACUUAAACACAAAUCUCUCAAUCCUCAACCAAUAACCCAAAUCCAAAUCCUCACGCUUCUAAAACAAUGCAAUUCCCUCAAAACGCUCAAACAAAUCCACACCCAACUCCUCAUCAACUCCCUCAAUCACCCCAAUCAUCUCCUCUCCAAGCUCAUUCACCUCCAAGACUUCCAUUACUCCAUCCUCCACUUCUCCCAAAUCCCCAAACCCAAUGAAUUCUCCUACAACAUCAUGAUCAGAGCCCUGACCUCCACUUGGGAAAACCACCCUCUCGCCCUUGAAUUCUACCUCAAAAUGAUCAAAUCCGGUGAAAAAACCGAUAAAUACACAUACCCAUUUGUCCUCAAAGCAAUCGGAGGCCUACGAUCCUUAAACCUAGGUCGAACCAUUCACGGGUCAGUAUUUAAGUUGGGUUUGGAUUUGGAUGAGCAUACAAGUCAUUGUUUGAUUACAAUGUACUUGAAAUGCGGAGAGUUAGGAUGUUCACGCAAGGUGUUUGAUGAAAUUCCUGAUAAGGAUUUGGUUUCUUGGAAUUCAAUGAUCUCUGGGUGUUCAGGGAUGGGGUUUUCGAAAGAGGCUGUGGAGUUGUUUGAGGAGAUGAAGGAUGAAGGGUUUGAGCCGUGUGAGAGGACUUUGGCGAGUGUUUUAAAAGCAUGCGGGGAUUUGGUGGAUAAAGAGAUGGGGAGGAAGUUGGAGAUGUUGGUGGAGGAGAGAGGGAUGGAGGUUGAGUCGUUUGUGGGUUCUGCAUUGGUUAAUAUGUAUGGAAAGUGCGGAGAUUUGGUUUCUGCAAGAAGGGUUUUUGAUGGGAUGAAGAAGAGGGAGUUGGCUGUUUGGAACUCGAUGAUUACAGGGUAUGCACAGAACGGUCAGCCAGAGGAAGCCAUCAAGCUAUUCAAUGCCAUGAGAGAAUCAACAACAGAACCAGACAAGUACACAAUAGCAGCAGUGCUCUCAGCCUGUGCGUCAGUCGGAGCCCUCAAAUUGGGCUCAUGGGUCGAUGAUUUCGCCUCAAGAAAAGGCCUUAUCAAUCGCAAUGUCUACAUAAGCACAGCUCUUGUCGACAUGUAUGCCAAGUGUGGAAACCUUGAUCGUGCCAUCAAGAUUUUCCAACCAAUGCUUCACAAAAACGUAGUUUCCUGGAAUGCCAUGAUCUCAGCCAUGGCCUCUCAUGGUCAUGGCCAAGAAGCGAUUGAAUUAUUUCAUCGCAUGUUGGAUGAGAAAGAAGUUACUCCCAAUGAUAUCACAUUUGUCGGACUUCUAUCAGCUUGUGUUCACACUGGACUAGUCGAUGAAGGUCGCCAGUGGUUCAAUCUUAUGGAAACCAAAUUUGGAAUAGUCCCAAGAAUUGAACAUUACUCUUGUAUGGUUGAUCUCUUAGCUCGAGCUGGAAAGGUGGAGGAAGCCUGGGAGUUCAUCGAGAGUAUGCCAGAGGAACUUGAUGCGGUUUUGUUAGGGGCUCUCUUAAAUGCUUGUCGGAAUUCUAAGAAUGUUGAGAUUGGAGAGAAGGUUAUGAGGAAGAUUUUGGAAUUGGAACCUUUGAAUUCAGGGAAUUAUGUGAUUUCUUCAAAGAUAUAUGUGAAUUCUAAUAGGUUGGAGGAUGCAGCGAGGAUGAGAGGGUUGAUGAAGGAAAGAGGUGUGAGCAAAACUCCUGGUUGUAGUUGGAUUGAGAUUGAUGGCCAAGCCUACGAUUUUCAUGCUGGUGACAGAUUGCAUCCUGAAACUCUGGAUCUUAAUUGGGUGAUUGACCUCAUGCUUGAGGAGAUGAAGCUAGAAGGAUAUACACCAAUUAUUGACAUAUUAUGAACACAUGUAAGGUUGAAGAAGAGACUCCAUUCUUUCCAAGAUACUAUGAAAGUGAAGGAAAUUCAACCAGAGUCGGGCUUUCACGUUGAUCAACUACUCUGAGGUUACCUUCAAGCUAUCUCAGGAAUUCAAAGAUUUUGAAAGUGGCCUGUAUAUCCAGAAAGAGCUUUGUGCUCACUGAGUUGUGUAUCAAAUGAGCACCGUCUUAACUCACAAAUAAUCCAUACCGGCAAUAAAAUCUCAUGAGUUGUUCAAGAGUCCUGCUGGCGCAAUAAGAUUGCGACUUACUGAAAAUGCAGAUGGAACCAGGUUUCGAGUUGGAUAGAACAGUGGUUAAAGAACAAGAAUUACAAAAGUAUCAGUCAUCUCCUUUUUGUGUUAUACUCGUGUACUGUUUGCUUAUGUUGAUUAAAGCUUGUAUUUAUUCUUUUGGCCUAGAUGGGCUUUAUCCAAGACGGUCAAAUUUCAAUAAACA
Asparagus officinalis (garden asparagus) is the source of this 2312-nucleotide messenger RNA. Its product is annotated as pentatricopeptide repeat-containing protein At2g34400. Gene Ontology annotation, biological process: RNA modification. Lineage: Eukaryota; Viridiplantae; Streptophyta; Magnoliopsida; Asparagales; Asparagaceae. The transcript is spliced from 3 exons. The coding region runs from base 11 to 1837 and encodes 608 amino acids. Gene Ontology annotation, molecular function: protein binding; RNA binding. The record is from RefSeq and is a predicted model, not a curated record.